Messenger RNA from Copidosoma floridanum, 2127 nucleotides. RefSeq names its product ras-like GTP-binding protein Rho1 (gene Rho1). Lineage: Eukaryota; Metazoa; Arthropoda; Insecta; Hymenoptera; Encyrtidae. Gene Ontology annotation, molecular function: GTP binding; GTPase activity. The record is from RefSeq and is a predicted model, not a curated record. Gene Ontology annotation, biological process: small GTPase-mediated signal transduction.
AGAUACUCGGAGAAGAACACUUGUUCAUUUCAUUCUCGGAGGCUCCCAGAGUCUCUCCGAGUCUCACCGAGAAUUGGCUUGAACAAACCUGUUGUAUCUUGCCUUGUAUCCACUAACUUGUAUGUACAUGUAUGAUAUACACACACACGCAUUUAAACACAUCGGGAUUAGGCCAUUGAAGACACUGAGGUGUGGCAGCCCAUCAGCAAGUAGUAGCACAGUAGCAGUGAGGCUAGCAGUGGGCAGUGUGGGUACUGGGCAGCCAUUUUCUUCAACUGUCGUGUGUAUAACAUAACGACGUAGGUAAAUAUUGACAACAUCAAAGUUCUAUCUUUCAUCAUAAAGAGUUAAGAAACUUGGACCCGAGGUUCGCUUGGACACAGGGCAAUAAGGAAUCCAUCAGAAUUCAUGGCAGCUAUUAGAAAGAAAUUAGUCAUUGUUGGGGAUGGUGCAUGUGGUAAAACAUGCUUGUUAAUUGUGUUCAGCAAGGAUCAGUUUCCAGAGGUGUAUGUACCCACCGUUUUCGAAAACUAUGUGGCUGACAUCGAAGUUGAUGGAAAACAGGUAGAGCUCGCCUUGUGGGAUACUGCAGGUCAAGAGGACUAUGACAGACUUCGUCCGCUCUCCUACCCUGACACAGAUGUUAUCCUCAUGUGCUUCUCCAUUGACAGUCCCGAUUCCCUUGAGAACAUUCCGGAAAAGUGGACACCAGAAGUCAAACAUUUUUGCCCAAACGUACCAAUCAUCUUGGUUGGUAACAAAAAGGAUUUGCGUAACGAUCCAAGUACGAUAAAAGAGCUCAGCAAAAUGAAACAAGAGCCCGUUAAACCUGAAGAGGGCCGUGCCAUGGCUGAAAAGAUCAAUGCUUUUGCCUACCUUGAGUGUUCUGCCAAAAGUAAGGAAGGUGUUAGGGAGGUCUUUGAGACAGCAACUAGAGCUGCUUUACAAGUUAAGAAGAAAAAGAAGACGCGGUGUAGGCUGCUUUAAAGGAUGAUGUAAAAUGGGCCCAAUGCUGAACGGGUAAAAUAAGGAAUUACGGGGCUAGCUGUACCAAAAAGUUAGUCGUCAUGUCAGGAGGCCCUAGCAUAAACUAUAAAAUAUCUUAUCUUUAUUUUUAAUAGUACGAAAGCAAAAAAUAAAGCAGAUACGAAAUGAACAACAAAUAAUAAAAUGAAUAAGGGAAAUCUGGAUGCCCUCAGGAUAGAAUAAACUAAAAAAUUUCAAGAGUGUGCGUAUAUAUAUAUAUACACGCAUAAAAGAGUAUGUACAGUCAGUACAAUUUGUGGAAUUGAACUGCUGACCCUACAAUGGCUAUAUUUACCGUUUUUUAAUUAACUCUAUAUCAUGCAUAUAUUUAGGUUUUAAGGACCGUAACGUUUUACAAUAAUUUUAAAAACAAUAGGAUAAGAUAAUAAGAUUCAAGGGAGAAAAUAAGAACAAAAAGUUUUAAAUGAUCGCCUUGAGCAGCACAGUUUUCUAUGCGAUUUAGUCUAUGUCAUAUUUUUCUUUAAUAAUUAAGAAGUAUACUAUUGUCAUUGUCCUACGUAAUGUAAACAUUUUUUUUUAUUAAAUGAAAAAAUUCAGUGAUUUUUGAUAAACAAAUCUCAUUUAUCUCUCUUUAAGUUUUAGUUUCAUUUCUUUGAAUGAAAAAUCAUUAACAAAAGUUUUUCUUUUCUAAUUUAAUGUGCACUAAAUUUUUGAACUAUACUUUCAGCUAAUUGUGUUGUCUCACUCAAAAUAAUGUCACAUUACAAUAAUUAUAAUAAUUUUUAUCAGAGUAUAAUGUCAAAAAUCGUAGCAGAUAUGCAAAGUACAUGUUUAUUUAAGUUGUCAAGUAAUUCAAAUCUGUUAAAUAAUCUGUUUUGAUAUUAAAAAAGAAUGCUUCAUUGCUAAUCCAGUUAAGGAAGUUUAUUAAAUUAUUUGUAACAACGAUAUACUUUUUCAGUGUUUCAGUGGUGAAAAUCGUUUCAUACAUAUGACUUAAAUAACCAAAGUUUAAAGAGAGAAUCCUCGGCUACUGACUCACUAAAACUAUUCAAAUGUCUAUGAUAGUUAAAACGUUACAUGAUAAACUAUUCAGUUGAUGAUAAAAUGAGUAUUGAUUUCGGUUAUUAUAACUAAAUAAAA